AUGUCGAACUUGCCAUGCUAUGGUCAGUACUAUGAUUCUGCGAACCAAAGUACCAAAGUCCAGCACUCCCAGAACACAAAUCAGCCGUCCACGUCCGACAAUACCUACGCCGCCCGAGCUUCAAAUCCCCGUGUCGUGAGACAGCCAGGUCAAUCCCACUACGGCUCUUCUGGCUAUGACUGGAGAACACAGAACUCGACGAAUUAUGCCAACACUUCGCGACCAUCAGUGUAUCAGAACGAAUCGUGUAAUGAAAGCGGUGCGCGGAAUGGAUUUUAUGAACGACAAAUUCAAGCAAACAACUACUUGACGCAGCCUAAAACAAGUACAGGAACUGGUUCCUCUUACAGCUCAACGGGGUUGAACACACAGGGACUAAAUAACUUGGCUUACGCUGCGCGCCUUGACAGUGCGGAUGUGGCAGGUACAGGUCAUCAUGUGCAACGGUCGAGCGUCACGAGUGGUUCAACCCAUUCCGCUCAGCUCAUCGCAAAUACGUCACAGAGGCUACGAUCACCAGUCAAUCAGCAGACGAAUCAAUAUGGAGCCGGUCAUUCUGUGAAUUACCCCUACGCCUCCGAACUUCCUUCAGUCUCUCCUGGUCACGAUCAGUUGUCCACAGCUGCAGCUCUUGCUGGCACUGUGAGCCACCGCUACCAUCAAUCAUCUGGGUCUACGGGACAAUCUUCCAGCUCUCCUUCGAUAAAUAAUCCCAGGUCAGCGUUGUCUGCACCUCAACGCACCAAGUCGCCACCUCAUGCUGCGAGUCUCCCGGAGAAAGCACGCCAAUCUCCUGCUCUUCCGCAAGCAAACCUUGCAAGUUCAAAUACUGCAAACCAACGGCCGACCCAAAACCGACCACAAAGCUGGAAAAGCGGCCAGAAUAGAAUUCAACAACCAGCAAAUACUAGCGAAAAGCAGCUCAGUCAUCCGGUGAACAGUAUUUCUAACUUGGUCACCCAUACAGAUACCGAUGACAGUUUUCAUAUCCAGUAUACCACGUCACUCGAUGGACAAAGUGACAUGCUUGGUUAUGUUGACCCCGCCCAGGUGUUCAAUCCCUUCUAUAGAGAGCACGAACAAAGAAGAAAGGAGAUAGCUAGAGCGGAAGCCGAAGCCGAGGCGAGGAAGCACGCGGAGGCCCAAGCGCAGGCCGAAGCGGGUAAAAGGGCAGCAGAGGACGAAGCGGCUGCCUCCCUCGCACGAGAUAGUGAGAAGCAAGCAGCGAAGAAACUAGCUGCUAAGCAUAAGCCACAAAUUCAAGGAAAAGCCACUGAAUCAGACCAACCUCAAACUACUACACACGCUGGAGAUGCUCAGGUGUCAAACGACGAUGACAUGGCCAAUGAGUUGAAGUUGAUGAUGGUUAGGAUGAAAGAGAUUCAGUCCAAAGAUCCGUCGAUGUUUCAGAAACUAUUGGACAGCAUGCGUGGCUCGCGUUCAGGCACUGCUACAGGGCAAGUGUCGUCUCCUCAAACCACUCAGCAAUCGAUGAUACCACCUCAACAAAAGGCUACACCAGCGACCCAAAAUUCUACAUCGCAAGGUGCGAUAUCUGAAGCGGACUCUACCCCGAAGACACAAGAAUCCGAUCUAGCUAGAGCUAAUGGAUAUAUGGUUGUAGUGGAAAGCAAUCCCGAGGGACUUCCCGACCUUGGCCAGUUUCCGGCCCGAAGACGGAUUCCUCCUUCACGAAAGAAAGAAACCGACUCAGCGACACCAUCAAAACAGCCUGCGAACACGGAAAAGGCUGUCCCGGAUCAUUCUGUUCCAACUCCAGUAAGUGCUGGCCCACCUGCUAAAAUCGAUACUCCUGUAUCAACUUCGAUACCUGAUCCAGCACCGACUCCAGGACCUGCAUCUGGACCAAUGAACAGUGACAAGCCACCCCAGCCAGCGCCAUUAUCUCAGGGGCUACCUCCCAGGACUCUUAACGGAGGUACAAUCUGGCCAGAGGACAAGCGUGCAGCACUAGCAGAAGCUGCGGUGAGAUCGCUGAAAGAUUUCGCCCUCAAAGGAUUUCCUGGCAAUGCGGAUAUCGAGAUCACUACAGCAGAUAUCGACGCUAUUUUAAAGUCGAAUCCAAGUUAUAUUGACCUGUGUGAAACCUUGGAGAAGAAGGGCUUCAGGUUUCACCGAGGACAGUUUGCAAGGCAGCUUCUAGCAAAAGUUCCCUUUCUCAACACUCCUACGGCAGCUAAGAUACAACCACCUGUACACCCGGCUAUGCCGACCUACAUUUCACCGACUACUGCAGGAGGUCCGUCGUCGCCGCCAAACCUACCUACAUCUCCUGCCAUACCCGUUCAGGCUGUGCAUCUAUCUCAUGAAAAGCCUAUCCACCCGAUACCGCCAGGCCCUGGAUCCAUACAUCUUCCACCACCUCCUCCCCCAAGUCAGUUCCGUGCCGUCAAUGGAGAAUCCAUGCUCGUCAAGCCUGAAACGCGUAUUCCCGUUAUGCAGCAGUAUAAUACACCGCAACGACUGUCAAAAGGUCGGGCCUUUGUUCCAUCGCGCAAUGAGCCCCAAGUUGGCUCAAAAGAAGCAAUGGCCCGUAAGCGCGACUUUUCCGAAUUGAUUGACUUGACCGUUCUAAGUGACAAUGAGGAUUACGUGCUCUCCAAGAAGCAUGCUCGCACGGACAAUCCGCCAACAGAACUUGACUUAUUUCAGCAGUAUGAAAUUCAGAUGAGCUCUGCACCAACAUCCCAACGGGCAUUCGCAUCAGGACCCAUGCAACCUGGUCAGCCAUUAAGAUUUGAUCCCGCAGUGGGUCGGCUACCUCAAAUUUCUCUGAUGGAUAAUGCCUUAAAUGGCUCAAAAAUAGACUUAUCUGCCACAAAAAGCAGAAGGCUCGCCAAGGCCAUCAAUCGGGCUGAAGGGCUGCUGAAGAUCUACUACGACCCGAAGACAGUUGCUCGGGACAUUUUGAUUGCUGCUGGUCGACACCCUACAGAGCGACCCCUGAAUGCGCACAUGGCAGGACUUCUGGGAAGGCAUAUCGACAUUGACUCGGAUUUGGCGACAUUUGAUUGGGAUGCUAUAGAUCCUGGUGGCCCGCCAAUGCCUGUGGUGGAAUAUGCCAAUGUUGUAGGACCGCCUCAACAUCAACUUGGAGAUGUGAGAAAAGAGGUAGCGGGCUGCGUGCCUAAUUCAGACAAGCGCGAUGACCGAGCGUACUCGCCUAAUCACGUGCUUCCCGCACCUGCGCCCUUGACUUCUCUCCCUUCACAGUCACGGUUAAAACACCCAGAUAAAGCUGCCGAUUCUAGGGUCAAUAGACUUUCGGGUCUACGCAAUUCUCAGGUGCCAGGACCGGAUGUUGCACCGAAAACUUCUUCCACGAGUCGCCCACUGUCACAGCCGAAGUCCUCUCCUAAAAAGCUGUCAAGCCAGCCUCAACUCAUCAAUAAGCCGAAGAUGAUGACGAGCGACGCGCCCGUUACGAAGAGACGCGGGCGUCCCCCGGGAUCUAAGAGCAAGACCAUGUCGGUAGCUGCUAUGCAGCGUGCAGCGCGCCAAGUCACGUCCGUCACUUUACCUUCACUCUCAGGUCCUCACCUGCCCAUCUUUCGAUGUCGUUGGAAAGGUUGCAAGAGCCAUCUUCACAACAGUGAAACUCUUCAUCAACAUAUAUCCAAGGUUCACGGCCAACUGGAGGAGAAUAUUGAUGAAUAUGCCUGCUGGUGGAAAAAGUGCCGAUUUUUGGAAGAAGACUCAGAUGGGAUGUGGCUGCCCGUUCAGACAUUCCCGUCAAAAGAAAACUGGCUCAAGCACAUAGAGCAGGAUCAUAUCUACCCGAUUACCCUGAAGCAAGGAGAUGGACCCUCAACUAAACAUAUCGGUAAGCCCACAAAAUCAUCGCUGGAUGUGUCAAGAUUUCGUUUCCAUCCCCAACUUGCUUCAAAUACUAGAACAUUUUCUUACUUAGAUCCCCAGACGAUCCUCAUGGAUAGAACCCGCUACCUUUCCGACAAAGACGGCAGAACCACCACUCCUAUGGUGUCGGACCGAUCCAAUAAAUACCUCGAACGGGACACCAUGACACUCAUUGCAGCUAGCCAUGAGGACGCGGACCAAGCUGCGCAACGCAGCUUCAUCAGGACCCACCGGGAUGAUAAACGCAGCCCGAAGGCUAUUGCGGAAGAAACGCUACGUGCGUUGACAGCAAACAAGGCGAAAUUUGGACCGGGAAUGAAAGACGAAGGCUGUGUGUUAGCUCGAGAAUCGGUCAAAUCUCGACUUGUGCAAAAUCCGGGCAUUGUCAGGGUUACAGAAGCCGCCGAUUGA
Molecule: messenger RNA, 4290 nt
Organism: Exophiala aquamarina CBS 119918
Lineage: Eukaryota; Fungi; Ascomycota; Eurotiomycetes; Chaetothyriales; Herpotrichiellaceae
Exons: 1
Coding region: 1-4290 (1429 amino acids)
Source: RefSeq, a predicted model, not a curated record